Molecule: messenger RNA, 1358 nt
Organism: Maniola jurtina (meadow brown)
Lineage: Eukaryota; Metazoa; Arthropoda; Insecta; Lepidoptera; Nymphalidae
Exons: 5
Coding region: 496-867 (123 amino acids)
Source: RefSeq, a predicted model, not a curated record
UGUGCAGCAAGGCUAUUCACUAAAAUACCAUCUCGAUAUCGAAGCUCACUCAAGUGAGAUAGCUCACUUCGAAAGCAAUCUCACUUCACCUCAGAUUGGUAUUCUGUAAACAUCUGCUACACACAUGCGAAGUGAAGUGAGUUUGGAAUGCGAACUCGAACGACUAGGGAUGUGUUCUCUAUGAUUAGAGAAAUCGGUAAAAUAGUUAAAUCCUUCUGUUUGAAAAAUACGUACACAUUUCUGAUAAAACCUACGAUUUAUUGUUUUGUUACUAAGAAAUGUACACAUAAAAAAAUAAAUUUCAUUUUUUAAUGUAUGAAAUACCGAAAUUACAUAUACGACGAUAGACCUUUGCCGCAAAACGGCUGCGAAUUAAAAAGUUAAAAGUUUGUUUACAAUCCAAGUGACAUUAGUGAUCGAAUUCAAAUUGUGAUUUGUUUACUCUAAGUUUUGAGUGAUUUUUGAGCAAUUUUUUGAGUAUAUAGUUUAUAAAAAAUGAACACCAGUGAAAGAGCAUCACAUCCUUCUCGGGCUCAAAUUGAGUCUCUUUUGGAGUACCUUCAGAGAAACCCAAGCCUUGCAAAGGGUUUCUCUAAAGUGCCUAGUGCAAGGGACGCAACCAGAAGAUCUUGGGAGGCACUGGCACUCCAACUUAACAGCCUGGGAGGAUGUGUGAAAACAUCAAAACAGUGGAUCAAGGUUUGGAAAUUGAUGCUCUGCCUCAAACAGAAGACCAUCACAUUUACAGAAGCACUCCGAGCACACUGUCAGAUUCAGUCAUUUCUACUAGGCGCCAUCCAACCGUCGAGGUCGCCAAAGACGACUAACAGUGGCACCUCCAUCUCAACAGCUGUCUCAAUUCUCUAGAAUGACAGAGAGAUUGAGAGAACAGCGGGUUGAGUUGGGCCGCCCCAAUUCGUUGCUGUUUGAAAGGAUUGUCAACCAUACGUACGAAAGGGAUACGGUUAGGACAGAGCGAUUUGGCAGUAGAAGAACAGCGGAUUAAGGUGGACCGCCGCAAUUCGUUGGCAUCGCAGGCGAUCGGGGAUGGGUUAAAGCUACUGGCGGAAGCUUUGAAAAAAUAAUUAAUAGUAGUAGCUUUAUUGGAUCGUUUUUUGGAUCAUUGUCCUUUUUCAUAUACAUAAAAAAUAUUGUUUUAAAUCUAUCAUCCCUUUUCACUUUUAAAUCAAAUCAAAUGUUAUUUAUUUCAUGUAAGACAACUAGUAUCUCUUAGGCUACAGCCUACAGCCGUGGCUCUAUUAUCUUAAAUUAAAUUAGGUAAAAUUGUAAAUAUGUAAUUAUUUAGAUAAUAUUAUAGUGUAGGUAUAAGAAUACAGGAAAAAUUAGAAUUAUUUAUU